Messenger RNA from Gadus morhua (Atlantic cod), 1164 nucleotides. RefSeq names its product suppressor protein SRP40-like. The record is from RefSeq and is a predicted model, not a curated record. Lineage: Eukaryota; Metazoa; Chordata; Actinopteri; Gadiformes; Gadidae. Bases 603 to 1115 code for a protein of 170 amino acids. The transcript is spliced from 6 exons.
UUGAGCAAGGUGCUGAACCUUACAGACACCGAACUUGAUCAGUUGGCGGAGUUUUUAGGGCACGACAUAAGAAUCCACAGGCAGUAUUACCGCUUGCCAGAGGGGACUCUGCAAUUAGCCAAAAUAAGCAAAAUUCUGAUGGCAUGCGAGCAGGGAAAGUUGGCAGACUUCAAAGGGAAAACAUUGGAAGAGAUUACCAUAGAGCCCAGAGGUAAGAAGUGUAGGGUGUAGGGAAAAUGACCAUGUCCAUGUAUUGUGCUUAUUUUGGCUCAUUUGUGUUUUGACUGUUUUCCAGAAACUGUUCAGACAAUAACAGAAGAGUUGGAUGAUGAAGAAGAGAGUCUGAAUGAAGAGUCCAUUGAGGCCAGUGGUAAGGAAUUUGUAUUUGACUGUAAAUAAUGUAUCAGUAGUGGAUAGGAAGAGGUCUUUACUGAAACAGAAUAAUAACAGUAGAAGAGAAUGGAAAUGCCAAUAUUGUCUACAUGAUUGAUUACAAUCUUCUAAGUAGAUGAACAUGAUACCCAUGUUGUUUUUUCAGGAUCCAGCUCCUCUGUGAGUCGUAUGACAAGUCAAGAAGAUUAUGGUAUGUACUUGGAAACAGAAUGAUUGUUUUUUCAUUUCAGGAAGUUUCCAACAUUUCAGGGUAUUUUGAAAAUGUUGUAUUUCCUCUAGACUCAUCGGUGCCACCGAGCCAAUUCAGUGCAGAUGUUUCAGAAUCAAGUUCAUCUUCAGAACUUUUGCUGCAGCCUUCUGACUCAGACUCAUCAGUGCGACCCCAGCGCUGUUCCACCCCAAGACGAUCAUCAGCUUUUAAACCUUCAUCUUCAUCAUCAGACAGCAGAGUCUCACAAAGAUCAACCAGUUCAGCAGAAAAGAAGCCUAAAACAACUCAUUCAGACCCGGCACCAAGUUCCCAAAAAAAAAAAUGGAGUGACAAGGAAGUUGCUGCUGUGGAGUCGCAAAUGGGAAGGUUCAUCACAAAGGGCACAACCCCCGGAAAGGAACAAUGUGAGGAGUGCAUCAGAAGGAGUCCUGAAGCGCUCAAGAACAGGGACUGGAGGGCAGUUAAGUACUAUGUCCGGAAUAGGAUUGUGUCUCUCACAAGGAAAACAUGAGGACAUGUUUUGUCAGGGGGGGGUGGGGGGUGGCAGGACAUCUUUUUGU